Molecule: messenger RNA, 11228 nt
Organism: Dunckerocampus dactyliophorus (ringed pipefish)
Lineage: Eukaryota; Metazoa; Chordata; Actinopteri; Syngnathiformes; Syngnathidae
Product: leucine-rich repeat-containing protein 52-like
Exons: 2
Coding region: 544-1509 (321 amino acids)
Cellular component (GO): voltage-gated potassium channel complex
Molecular function (GO): voltage-gated potassium channel activity; transmembrane transporter binding; potassium channel activator activity
Source: RefSeq, a predicted model, not a curated record
CCCCCCAAGGGCGACACCUGGUGACAUCAGCACCACGAGUGACACAAUUAUCCUGUCGCGCACGCCGCUACCGUGCAUGGCUCUGUUCAUCACAUGCACACGCGUGGAGAGCCAGCGAGCGAGGCAGCAUCAGUAGCGUGCGGAGCGCAGCGCAGAGAAGGACGCGUUUGCAGCUGCAUCUCUCGGAGAGAAGCGUGGAGGAGGAAGGGGAGCACCAGGACAGCUUGUUCAUCCAUUUAGAAGGUCAGCAGGGAUUGGAGGUGCAGGUCAGUCGUGUUGGCACCAUGCACUCCGCGGGGGACAACUAACUCCCAAAGAUGAGUCACCAACGGAGUCAUCCAGUGGCUCAGCACCUCAGCUGGGACCGCUAAACUGCUUUUGCCUACCUGGGUCACCCGUCUGGCUCUUCCAGCAAGGAGUCUUCAUCUGGAUAGCGAGAGCCUGCAGCCACACAGCGCCGCUCCCCGGGCCCAUGCAGGAUGACCAGAGAGGGAGCCCCGGUCCAGCACGGCCCGAGUGCAUGACACUCCGGGCGGCCCCGUCAUGCGUCUCUCGUGCGAGCGCGGCACCCACUCCCUGCGACUUCUCUUCCUCUUCAUCUUCGUGAUGGGGGCGGCCCCCUCGCCGGCUUUGACCGCUGGCUGCCCUGACAGGUGCGUGUGCGACGACCAGCUGGUGGUCCAGUGCGCCGGACAGGAUCUGGUCCUGUUCCCUAGCGACCUGCCCCUGGCCACCCGGCAGCUCAUCAUCUCCAACAAUCGCAUCGGAGAUCUGCCGGCGCUGCAGCUCAACUACUUGUCGGAUUUGGUUUACCUGGAUUGCAGCAACAACUCCCUCACCGAAAUCUCAGAGUCCACCUUCGGGAACUUGCGCAAACUCGCCUACUUGGACUUGUCCUUCAACACCCUGCUGCAGAUUGAGGACCGGACUUUCGGGCCGCUGGCAUCCCUCGUCAUGCUGCGGCUGACAGAUAACCCCGGUCUCGGGGAGAUCCACCCGGAUGCCUUCUCGGAGAACACGGCUUUGCAGGUUCUGGACGUGAGCCGGAACAACCUGACGGUCCUCAACAUCAGCGGUCUGAUCAGUCUGCCGGCUCUGAGGUCCCUGGGCCUCAGCGGGAACCCGUGGAAGUGCGACUGUGACACGGAGGACCUCUGCCUUUGGGUCCAGAUAGAGGGCUUCAAAUUCCAAGAUGAAGGCCAGACCGUUUGCCACAACCCCCCCGAGCUGGCGGGCCGGCGGCUGGCUGAGGUGGGCAUGCAGCUGCGGGUGGACUGCCACCAAGGCCUGGGCUACUGGGACUACCUCUUCUUCAUCGCCAUCGGCUUCGUCAUCUUCUCGGCGGGCACCGUGUCGGCCUGGGUGAUGGGCGUGCUCAUGGUGCUGUACGAGCGCUACAGCAAGCGCAGGAGCGAGGAGCUGGACAGCGACGAUGAGGAUGACAGGGGAGGAGGAGGAGGAGGGAACAAGGGCAACGGGGACGUGAGCAAGCCUGGCAUGCAGGUUUGAAUGGACCAAUGACCCGAGACCAAAGACUCUGCAAAUGCUACACAUUUAGAUACUGCAGCUACGCUCCUCAACACAUUAGACUGAGUGUGUGCGUGUGUGUGUGUGUGUGUGUGUGUGUGUGUGUGUGUAUGAGAUGAGGAAGAGUGACGGACGACUUUAAGGAAGACUAACUGUAUGCCUUCAACUUGGGAAUAGGAAAUAACCCAUGAGAGUAUUGACAGCAAUAAGUUACUCCGCCCCCCAACACACACACACGUCUCCUGAGAAACAUGCUAUUUUGGAGCUCCUUUAGCACUUUAGCACUUUAAAAUUUCAUUUCAUUUCAGUUUUUAUGCAAAUUCUUGAUAACGUUCUUUUGUUAUACAUUCAAAAAGUCAACAAGCUCCUUUUGAAACAAACUGCACUGUUGAUUUAUUUUGUUCACUUUUCAUAUUUAAUUACAUUUCUAAUGUCCAUUCUUGACCCCUUUUUAGGCUAUUUCAAUGUUCAAUUUUAGUGCGGAUUUUGACGUUUCCUUUAAAAAAGCAACAUGCCCCUUUCUACUGAAAACUGCAGUGUUGACAUACAGUGUUUCCUCGCCUAUCGCGGUUCACCUUUCGCAGAUUCACUGUUUCGUGGACUUUUUUUGUGCUUUUUUUUUUAUUACAGCGUAUAAACGCUGUUACAGGCCGAGCCUGGCCCUUUAAGAAGAAUUACAUUCUGGGAAGUUGGUGUCUCUCUCUUGUCUGUCUGCACGGCCCAUUGUCUUGAUUGGCUGUAGCCCAUUGUCAAUCAAUUUCUUUUGAGCCGUCCUGCCAUGUCUCCUGUGUCAUCGCUAGCUUGUUGCUUGCUAGCUUGUAAAUGAAUCCUCGGUUCUUCUGCAUAUGUUUUAACAAGGAUACAAAAACGCUACAGUACAGCGGAACGGCGCCAGCACGAAAAGGCACGGUCACAGGAGUGAAAUAUGCGUGAGUGACUUAAUACUCUGUUGUGUUGAUCAUUAAGGUUGAUCAUUCAAAUUCAAACAGAGUUUUUUUUUUUGAGUGUUUAAACAACAUAGAAAUGUGAGAAAGUGUUAUUGCCUGUCUGAGAAAAGCGUAUAAAGUGUAUGGUGAGGGGUUUUACAGCCUUAAAACAUUUAUAAUAAUUGUAAAAAAAAAAAAAAAAAAAUGAAGUUGUCUACUUAGCGGAUUUCACUUAUUCAGGGCUAUUUUAAGAACCUAUCCCCCGCGAUAAACGAGGGAACACUAUAUUUUGCAAUUUUGCAUGUGUAGUGCCCUAAAUUAACUUAAAUUCAAUUAAACACCCCUUUCACCAUUUAUUUGAUUUGAUUUUUUAUUUAAUUUACAUAUUUUUUCAUCAUUUUUUCAUAUUUUGCAUCACUGAGGCAAAAUAUGGCGUGUUCUGCAAAUUAUUACUGUGUUGCUGCAAGAGUUUGUGCAAAAACACAAAUCACACUUUGACUUAGCCUGCAUGUAUGCUAUUUGCUGCAAAAACGUACGCCCUGCCCACACGGGAACCCUCCUGAGAUUUUUUCUUUAGUAGAGAUUUAGAUAGAUUUUUUUUGUAGAGCAGUAAAGUAUAGUGCUCGAUUCUUUUGUUCAGUAUCCUACUAAAUUCUCAUUACAGUACAUUGCACACAAACAGGUUUUUUUACACUGUCGAUGCUGUUUACUCGCUGCCAUUGCUUCCAAUUUAAGAACAAAUCCUCAGUAAAAAGGUAUGGUGCAGGUAUUAUUAGCAUCACACACACAUGCGCACGCACACCCACACACACACUGGGGGUCAGAGAGUGUGAUGCCUUACUGCUGCUACAGUGAAAAUGCUACAAAUUCCAACAUUAAGAUGUGAUUUCCCCUCACAUGCCUUAAGGCGACUCACUAGCAAACAGUCAGUAAUGUCUCCUGUAAACACCAGGAGCAAAAUACAGUUUUUGUCUUAUCUGAAUGUAAAGAAAAAAGGAUAUAUCUAUUAAACUCACGGAAUGGAGAUAUGUUUCUCCUGCUUCUAAGAACAUGUGGAGCGGAGUUUGAAGGCUCUUUCUGUUGGAUUAUUAGUAGCACUGCAUUAGAGGUUUACAAUAAUGUUUCACAUACAACUUAUUGACCAUUUAUUUCAAAAUUUCUUUCCAAAUUGUUUUUUUAAUUAAAAAAAAAAAUCAAAAUGCCUCUUUCUAUACAAACAGUGUUUUUUUUUUAAACAUUUUUAAAUUCCUUUGAUUUUGAUCAUACAAGCAAUUCAAGUCAUUGUACUUUCCCCUUGCAAACGUGAUUAAAUAAAUAAGCAAUAUGUAUCAUUUCUGUAGAAAUUGUAGAUUAUUUUAUUUUACAUUUUAGGAAAUUUCGUUUUUUUAUUACAUUUUCCAUCCAUCUUCUACCGCUUAUGCAAGGUCGGGUCACAGGGGCAGCAGCCUAAGCAGGGAAGCCGAGACUUCCAUCUCCCCGGCUACUCCGUCCAGCUCCUCCCGUCGGAUCCCGAGGCGUUCCCAGGCCAGUUGAGGGAGACGUAAUCUCUCCAACGUGUCCUGGGUCUUCCCCGAGGCCUCCUACCGGUCGGACAUGCCCUAAACACCUCCCCAGGGAGGCUCCUCUCAAUAUGGAGGAGCAGCGGUUCUACUCUGAGUUUCUCCCAGAUGACAGUGCUUCUCACCUUAGCUCUAAGGGAGAGCCCAGUCACCCUACGGAGAAAACUGAUUUCGGCCACUUGUACCUGCAAUUUUGUCCUUUCCGUCACUACCCACAGCUCAUGACCAUAGGUGAGGGUAGGAAAGUAGAUUGACCGGUAAACUGAGAACUUUGCCUUUUGCCUCAGCUCCCUUUUCACUACAAGGGCCCGAUACAGAGUCCGCACGCAACACUGCAGACGCCGCCCCAAUACGCCUGUCAAUCUCGCGUUCCAUCCUUCCCUCACUCGUGAACCCCGAGGUACUUAAACUCCUCCACUUGGGGCAGGAUCUCAUCCCCGACCCGGAGACGGUACUCCACCUUUUUCCGGGCAAGAACCACGGACUCAGAUCUGGAAGGGCUGAUUCACAUCCCAGCCGCUGCACACUCGGCUGCGAACCGAUCCAGUGAGAGUUCAUGGCUCCAUGAAGCCAGCAGGACGACAUCAUCUGCAAAAAGCAAAGACCCAAUCCUGCAGUCCCCAAACUGGAACCCCUCAAUGCCCUGGCUGCGCCUAGAAAUUCUGUCCAUAAAAGUAAUGAACAGAAUCUGUGACAAAGUGCAGCCCUGGCGGAGUCCAACCCUCACUGGAAACGGAUCCGACUUAUUGCCAAACUCUGACACCAGUCAGAAACGAACAGCCUGAAUUAGGUGGUCCGGUACCCCGUAUUCCCCGAGUACAACCCACAGGAUUGCUACACGGUGGAAUGCCUUCUCCAAGUCCAGAAAACACGUGAACUGGUUGGGCAAACUCCCAUGCACCCUCAAGGACCCUGCCGAGAGUGUAGAGUUGGCCCCUCCCAAUCACGCCUCUCCAGGUCUCACUGUCGCUGCCAACGUAAGCAUUGAAGUCCCAGCAGAACAAGGCCUGUACGUUGGAGCUAUAUAUUGCAUUUUAUUUUAUUUGAUCCAUUAUUGUAUUGCAUUUUAUUUCAUUUUACAUUUUCCCCUUCCAAAAAAAGCAACAUGCUCUUUUCUAGCCAAACUACAACUGACUAAAACAGCAGAAUGGUGGGAUGAUUUUAAAAAGGAAGGAAAUGAAUUGUAAGAAAAGUAGGGGAAGUUGAAUAAGCGCAAACAUGCAAACAAAAUAGUAACUCAAAUCCCCCCCAAAAACAUGAAUGUAAAGUACAUUUGUGGUAAAAAAAUAUAUAUAUAUACAGUAUAUAUAUCUGAGUAUGCUACCUUUAAUGUCAUUCCGUGUGUGCAGCUGACACACGGUUAUUAAGUUCUACUGGAUGCUCCAACCUGUCCUCGUGGAAGAAGUGAAUCAGGCUAACGCACGGAGACCACGUCAGGGCGAUCGAGUCCGUUGCGUAGCUUAAAAGUGAAUCUAAGUGACUGCGAGGCGCGUUUGGCUGACCUCAUGUUCUGUGUGCGUGUGCGUGUGCUAAAGUGGGGCACGGUGGUCAAACAGCAUUUCCCUGAGUCGCCUGGACGGCUGAUCCAUGAGUUCAUCAUCCAAAUCAGUCAUCGGUCCUGAUGUUCCUACCUCCGCCAAGGAGGUGGGUGUAUGCUGUCGUUGCCGUUUGUAUGACUGCGAGCAAGACUUCACAAAAAAGUACUUAAACAACGCAUGUGAAACUUCAUGUAGGAGUGGGACACAGGCUAAGGAAAAACCUACUCAAUUUUGGCCUGGAUCUGGAUUGUGGAUUUCUAGGAAUAUUUGUCAGCAAUUUCUUCACAUUUCCUCUAAAUUAUCAACGAAUGCAGAAAUGUUAAUUCAGGCCUAUGUUGUAUAGAAUGAUAACACAAUCAAACCUCAAAGGUUGUCGUCAUUACAGGACCUGGACCUCUGAUUUGUUCAAAUUUAGAAAGAAUUUCUCCCACAGGAAAUAAUGAAAAGAAUCAAAUCCGGGCAAUGUUUUAAGUAGCAUUUUAACAUCAGUUGAAUUUCCGGUUCUGUGUCGAUGCUUGUCAUCACAGCUUUCUGCCAUUUUUGUUGUGGCGGAAUUAAAAAGCAAACCAAAAACAAAAAAAUCAAACACUUGUCUAGUUAAACCUUAUUUGUUUGGUUGAACUAUACGACCUCUGAGGUGUUUGGCAAUGUCUUAUUCAUUUUACAUUCAAAAAGGAACAUCUAUGUGAAAGAAAUGGUACAGCUGUAGCUGUCCAGCAGACGUAAUGGCAUAGAUCAGAGGUGUCCAAACUUUUUCCACCAAGGGACACAUAGUGAAAAUGAAAGGAUGCAAGGGACACGUGGAUGUUGCACAGUAACACGUGUAGAUAUGCUAAAAAGUUACAGUGUUAAGGAGAAUUGCAUUGUGGGAAGCUGAGUGUUGUAGUUCUGUGCUUUAGCACGAGGCUGCGGUAUCUCGCUAGUCUCUCUCUUCUCUCUGCACCGCCCAUUAUCUUCUGCGACCUGAUUGGCUGUAGACCAUUGUCAAUCAAUCUCCUUUGUGUCGUCUCUUGUGUGGUCAUGGCUAGCAAACUAGCUAACCGUAUGAGCUGCUUGCUAACCGCUAACUGUAAAGAAUAGAAGAAACAGAAGGAGCUGACCGCGUCUGACUCUGAACGCUGUAUGGUUGCUAGUUUUCUCCCCGACAAAACCCACAAUGAAACGUUCUGCACCCAAAAGGCAGAGGAAGCCAGCACAUCACACAAAAGUUGGACUUCUGGACAUGCUGAAGGAAGGCAGAAGUUACGUGGCUGUAGGGGGCCAUUACAGAAUACUGUAAAUGAAUCUUUUUUUUUUACAUUUUCAAAAUAUUUCAACUUUAUUCUUAAAUAAUCUUAGUAAAUGUUGUUUUUGUAAUAUUAUAACUUUAUUCCCAAAAUAUUUUUACUUUAUCCCCAACCAAAUUUUCCAAAAAUUACAUUUUUGUUUUGUUUGUUUCUCAUCAUAUUUUUUAAUAUUCUGCCUUUAUUCUCAUAAAAUUACAGCUGUUUUUCCGUUUCGGCUAUUGUUGUUGUUUUUUUUAAUUCUCCAGCCAUUUCAACUUUCUUUCAAUUUUCUUCUCGUAAUUACGACUUUAUUUUGACUUUUCUUUUGUAACAUAAAAUUUUUCCGCAACCUAAUUUUCCAAAAAUCUUUAUUUGUGUUUGUUUCUCAUAUUACAACUUUCAAAAAAUAACAUUUAUUUUCUUUAAUGUUUCAACUGCCACUGAGAUGACGUUAUUUUUUUCACUCCUAAUAUUAUUACUUUUAUUCUCUUAAAUUUAUUGCUGUUUUUUUCCAUUUUUGCUGCUGUUUUUUUUUCUUGUUAAGUUAUACUUUUAGAAUGUGCCGCAGGCCAAUGAAAAACAUUAGCGGGCAGCAAUGGACACCCCUGAUGUAGAUCGUUCUUAGAUUCUUUUUCCUGGCCACUUGUUGUAAUAUGUGCUAAAAGAACAAGAAAAUUUGACCUUUUUACUUAGUUUCAAUCAUUUUGGCAAGCCAAAUUGACCUUUUUUAUAUAACAAUUUCCAUAAGUCAUUGAGCAUGUGUCUAGUGAUGAUAAAACACUGAGGAUAUCUGUAUUACAUGUAUGCUAGCAUGUCUUUCAAAGCAUUCUUACCGCAACCCAUAGGGGCCGCCACAGAUGUCACGUACACGUCAUGGGUUGUCCUGAUUUUCUCCCAUGACUGCAUUUAAACUUGCUUAGAUGUCUUAGUCGUCGCAGUGUAUAGGGGAUAUGAAACAAGUUAUGGAUACACAUUCGUUUCUGCCUUUGAAUCACCGCUCUGUAUUCAAUAUAAAACCCUGUAUGGGGAUAGUAAGGACGCAGAAGAGUCAUAACAACACAUGCUCUUUUUCAAUUAGCUGCUGUAAUCUGUAGUCCAAAUGUGUCAAGCCUGCUGAGGUUCAUCAUCUUCACCCACACACACGCACGCACACACACUUCCAGUCUCACUCUGUCGCGCGCUUGUGCACACACAAAUUGACAACCACGUGCACAGCGAACCUCAAGGGCGCAGUUAAAGUCAGAGCGUCAACAUUAGAGCUGCUUGUUUUUCUUGCUCUCUCUCUUGUUAUGCAUCACCACCUACCCUCCAUCUUCGUUCUGACACACACACACACACACACACACAUGCAGUAUAACGUGGCGAAAGGAGCUCGUGGCAGCUUUUUUUUGUGCGUGGACCAGCCGCAAUGUCUUCAAGAGUUGCGCCACCAGAACAUUCAUGUGUUAUUAGAACAUUCAUGUGUUAAAACGUGAGUCAUUAUCUCUUCAUUUGCACACAAGAGAGCUCAUCUGACCUGACAAGAACACAACGUCACUGUCACACACAUAAAGCUACUCUAUGGAAGCAAUGUGACUUAAUAAUGGCCAUCAAAGCCUCCAUAAUGACUUCCCAUUACGAACGGCAACCGCAAUAAUAAACAUAUUGCUACAUUAGGAUUAUUGUCUUUGCAAAGGCAGACAUUUUUGAUACAGCCGUCUUCCAUUCGAGGCAGUGUGCAGGUGUACCUAAUGAAGUGUCCAAUGAGUUACUUAACUGCAGUUAUGAAAACUUGACACAGCAGACAAAUAUUGAGCUGUGCCAAAACAAUGAGCUGAACUUUUGUAGACCUAUUCACCAAUUUAAAAAACAAUAACAAAUUCAAUUAAUCAUUUUUUAAAUGACCGACCCUCAUUUAAAUUUAUAAUGUUUUAUUACGAUUCAUUAUACAGUUGUCCCUCGUUUAUAGCGGUUAUUUAGUUCCUACCGUGUUAAAUGAAUUUCCGCGACAGAGGAUUCACUGUUAAUAAAUGGAAUAUUUUCAUAGUUAGAGCAUAGAAAACAUGUUUAUGACGUUCUAAAUAUGGUUUUUAACAUUGUUAGAGCCCUGUAGGCAUGCCUAUAAUCACCUUUACACUCCUAUUAUUCAUUGUUUACACCACGUUGCAACUCUUAUGCUGCAGGGACUAGAGACGGCCAAUAGCUAGCGUGCUCACCAGUUAGCCUAAAAAUUGAUUUCUUCUGAACUUAAAUAGCCAAAAAAUAACCACUUCCACACAUAAUGGGAGGACAACUUUUUGCCACUCUAUCAUGUCAGACAUGCCAUGGCUGACUUCAUGACUUCAUGUGAUGUAAGGUAAUGUCUCAAUGUUUUGUGUCAUUACUGCCGCCGAGUGACCAGAAUACUAUAAUAGACCGAUAAUAGACCAUAGUCUACCGAAACAGCAAUCAUGUGUUAAUUAAUUAAUUAAUGAAAAAAUGCAAUAUUGCGAGCGUCAAUUAUAUCACUGUUUUUUUUCUUUGUUAAACAAUCCCAUUAGAACUUUAAUCCAAUUUAUUUUCCUAAAUUAAAUUAAAUUAGAUUUUUUAAAAUUUUAUUAUUGUUUUUUUUUUCUUCAACAAACCAAAUUAAACUGCAGUUUCAUUAACAUUUUUGUCAUUUCUAGGCGCUUUUAGCACCUUAAUUUAAUGUAAUUCAAACUUUGUUUUAUUCCUUAAAUUGUACUAGUUUUAAUGAUUUGCCCUCACACAAACAACAUGCUUUAUAUAUAGAUUGUAGUUUCAAUACAUUUUGCUUGCGGAAACAUUGAGCACUUUUUAAAAAUGUACAAUAAUUUUAUUUAAUAACUGCUUUUUCAAUUUGGAUUUAAUUUUAGAAAAACAAUCAGCAUACUCUUUUACAUAUAACCUGUAUUUUCAGAUUCCAAAGUAGUUCAAUCUAAAUACAGUGUUCCCUCAUUUAUGACGCGGAUACGUUCCCAAAAUAGCCCGCAAUAAGUGAAAUCCACAAAGUAGCCAACUUCGUUUCUUUACAAUUCUUAUAAAUGUUUUAAGGCUGUAAAACCCCUCACCAUACACUUUAUACACUUUUGUCAGACAGGCAAUAACGUUUUCUCACAUUUCUAUGUUGUUUAAACACUCAAAAAAAAGUUCAAACCUUAGUUUGAAUUUGAAUGAUCAACCUUAAUGAUCAACACAAGAGUAUUAAGUCACUCACGCAUAUUUCACUCCUGUGACCGUGCCUUUUCGUCCUGGCGCCGUUCCGCUGUACUGUAGCGUUUUUGUAUCCUUGUUAAAACAUAUGCAGAAGAACCGAGGAUUCAUUUACAAGCUUGCAAGCAAGCAAGGUAGCGAUGACACAGGAGACAUGGCAGGACGGCACUGAGGAGAUUAAUUGACAAUGGUCUACAGCCAAUCAGGACACAGAAAACAAUGAGCGGUGCAGACAGACGACAGAUAGACACUCAACUUCCCACAUUGCAAUUCUUCUUAAAGGGCCAGGCCCAGCCUGUAACAGCGUUCAUACGCUGUAAUGAAAAAAAGGCAGCACAAAAGCAAUCCGCGAAACAACUAAUCCGCAAAGGGUGAACCACGAUCGAGCAAGGGAACACUGUACAAACAAUUAAAUUAAAUAAAUACAAUGUAAUUAUAUAUUAUUGUCUUAUUUUCUGUCUAUUUUUUUAUUUCAAGAUCUCUAGAGAUGCUGUCAUGGCUCGCUACAAAAGGUCUUCAAACACAACACAACCAAAAGGUCCUCACUGUGUGUGUGUGUGUGUGUGUAUGAGAAUGAGUGUGGGACGUAUGCAAUGUUAAUAACAUACACGGACAUAUACUUGCUGAUGUUGGUUUCUUUCAUCCUUUCCUUGAAAUUGUUCUUUAGUUUUGUACACCAUGUAUCACUGAGCAAUAAAGAUGUUGACGGAUGACGAGUGGAGAAAAAAAAAAAGAGAAAACGUGGAUUGAAUUCUUACUUUUGUUAUUCACUCUGAGAAGAUUAUUUUAGGAUUCUUUUUGUCACUUGUUGCUAGGCAGAAUUCGUUGGGCACAAUCAUUCAACUUUUCGAGGGAUCCACUCCAGCAGUAAAAGGACAGGAAGAGUCGUCAGGAUCAUGAAGUUAGAAAGACAACGCACGAAGGAAAUAAAUCCAAAAACAGCGGAAGAAAGAAAUGAAAACACAACACAACAUUUAGCAAUUGAAUUUGUCAUAAAAGCUUUUUUCAGGCCGUCGCCAUCUGCAGCGUUUGCUGCUAAUGCACAAUCUACCACAAGACAGGAAGACAGACAGUUCACUUCAACUACGAGGAACACAAAAGACUGGCGGCAUAACAGCAUUGCUGGGGAUGAUGCUUUGUGUGUGUGUGUGUGUGUGUUUGUGUGUGUGAUUGUGUGGGUGUAGUGCCUGACUGUGUGUGCGCUGUGUGGUAUGAUCCCGU